Messenger RNA from Bipolaris oryzae ATCC 44560, 2100 nucleotides. RefSeq lists its product as uncharacterized. The coding region runs from base 1 to 2100 and encodes 699 amino acids. Gene Ontology annotation, cellular component: mitochondrial inner membrane. The record is from RefSeq and is a predicted model, not a curated record. Gene Ontology annotation, biological process: mitochondrion inheritance. The transcript is spliced from 2 exons. Lineage: Eukaryota; Fungi; Ascomycota; Dothideomycetes; Pleosporales; Pleosporaceae.
AUGAACAAGCAUGUGCGAACGCUCGGCUUGCUGUGGCGCCCCGUCGCUGGCCCGCUGUUGAGAGAGGGCGCUGCCUUUGCCUGCCCUCCCAUUCGACAUGCUUUUUCGACCGCAUCCACGACUCAACGCCCUCGCACAACGCCCUCGCCAUGGCUAGCCUGCUUUCCCGCUGUCAAUUCGCCCUAUACACCAAGCGCCCAGCAUAACAUCACGAAGGUUGUCUUCGCAGCAUGGACCCGACAUGCCUCGUCAAAGGCCUCGCGCGCACUGAGAAGGAAUACACGCAGCGACCGACGCAGCAAGAGCUCACUCACUCCGUCCUCUUCCGAAAAUAAGCGUCGUCCCUCUGGCCAGGCACCGCAGGCAAAUCUCUCGCCCCAGCCGAAUGCGCCACCAAAGCCCUCGCAGCCAGAGCCAGAGCCAGAGCCAAAGCAAGAAGCCGACACUCCAGGCACUUCAAAGCCCCUCCUCGACCGCCUGCCCCAUCACCUCCCGCACAUAUACCGCCCUACCAAGGCUGAGCUGCUUGCCGCUGCCUCGGGCUUCUGGUCACGCAUCAAGAUCCACUUCAAAUGGCUCACCAUCCGGAGCACUCGUCCCUUUAAUGCCGAUGAGAUAUAUGCCCUAUUCUCAUGGAUCAUUGCCGCACACGUACUGUGGAUUAUCCUGGGAACCACGACCUUCUUCAUGCUGACCAUCUUCCUCAUCAAUACUGCUUUCUCUCAAGAGACAGUUGGCAAGUGGAUUGGUAACUAUCUGACAAAGUCAUCGGGCAUCAAAGUCGUCUUCGAGACUGCCGUAGUGCCCAAGUGGGGAGACGGCGUCAUUUCCUUCCGCAAUGUCUUUGUCUCGCGCCGCCCCGGACAGGGUACAGGAAAGGUCAGCAAAGGUUCGCAUACGGAGAUAGCUGCUGCCGCCGCCGCUCGGGCUCAGCAUAGCAAGGACGCACAUGACGGAACUCCGGCCAAAUCCGAACCAGAGGAAGACACAAACUACACCCAGUUCGACAUCUCCAUCGACACGGUCAACAUCACCUUGUCCUUCUCCAAAUGGUUCAAUGGCAAAGGCUUGUUGGAGGACGUUGAGAUCAAGGGCAUCCGUGGGGUAGUUGAUCGAACUUCAGUGCGCACUAUUGAAGGCGUCGACCCGAGGUCGUACAAGCACGAGCACCAACCUGGAGACUUCGAACUCGACUCGUUCAAGAUGGAAGAUUUGCUGGUGACUGUAUACCAGCCAAACGGCUUCCGCCCCUUUUCCGUCAGCAUCUUCUCCUGCGACCUUCCCAGACUGCGGAAACAAUGGCUCUUUUACGACUUUCUCUCUGCGAACAUGAUGUCUGGAUCAUUCGACAACUCCCUCUUCACUAUCCAUCCCCGACAAACCCACAACUACACAGGUGCACAACUGAGCAGCGGUCGCGCCUCCGAGAACGGCAGCUCUUGGAAGAAGCACAGCCGGAUACGUAUUGAUGGUCUGAAUAUUGACCAUCUCAACCGCGGUUACGAGGGCCCGUUUUCCUGGAUCCAUGAAGGAAACGUCGAUAUUGUUGCAGACGUCAUGUUCCCCAACGACAAUGACGACAGCAUUGCCAAGGUCAUGUCUGACAUGUACGACCGGGUUGAAGCCACUGUCACUCAGCAGCGCAAGCAUCACUUUUCCGACCAUGCUGUCCAUGGCUUUGAUGAACACCAUCACGACGAAAACUCUGACGCUGAACAAGGAGAGGAGUCGCGUUACAUGAUCAUGGACAUGCGUGUCCACCUCAACGACGUCCGUGCCGCCGUCCCCAUCUUCACCAGGGACAUUUCGUACGUCAACAAUGCUCUUGUGCGGCCUAUUGUCGCAUACAUCAACUCGAGCCGUAGCUUCAUUCCCGUCAACUGCAGAGUGGUCAAGAAGGUCAGCGAGUUUGACGGCAGUUGGACACUGUACGACAGCGGGUUGAUGGAGGAGGUAUCGAAAGAGAUGUACGAUGCCUUUGCCCGCGACGUCCUCGAGGACAGGACCACACGCAAGCGGCGCAUAAAAAAGGUAGGCAUCUGGACCUUGCAACUCGCAGCUCAAGCCCUCUUUCUCGGCCUCGCCGGAAACAUUGCCUAG